Molecule: messenger RNA, 534 nt
Organism: Sordaria macrospora k-hell
Lineage: Eukaryota; Fungi; Ascomycota; Sordariomycetes; Sordariales; Sordariaceae
Source: RefSeq, a predicted model, not a curated record
AUGACCUUUCAAUCAAAGAUCCUCCUCGACGUCAAAAUUCCCAAAUCACGCCGGGAUUCUAAGCACGAUUUGGAUGAGAAUACAGAUUCGGAGCGUGCGUGGCAUUACGCUGUUGGCAUUCUGACGUUGUUGGGGUCAUGUCAGAAGCUAUCACAAGAUGGUAGGUUUUCAAUAAACUCACAAUACUCUAUGAGAGAAGUUGGAAGAACGGAUACAGUAUCGGGCAAUUUUGCCCAUGACCUCGCCAAGCCAAUCGAGCAACUUCAAAAUGUCAACAUAACCGCACCUGUCGAAAGCGUCUCAUGUUCCACCGAUGCGUUGGAAUACAAUCUGGAUUCUAUAGGGAUGUGGCUUGAAAACUGUGAAAGGACCCAUACGGUUUGCCGCGUCGCCUUGGCCGCUCAAGACUUCCUGCCUACGAGGCUGCUCGAUCUCAAAGCAUUCAGAGACGACAUCAGACUGGUCCAUAUACAACCCAACAAAUAUGAUGGGAAUGACAAACUACCAUCGUAUGUUACCUUGAGCCAUUGCUGA